AUGAGCGUUUGCGAUAAUUCGUUCACGUUCGCUGCUAUGGCCCCAACUCAGAACCCAGCUCUCUGGUCGAAUCUCGCCAUCCGCGCUGCCACUGAGCACCACACCAGAGUGCCUCUUAUCCAGGGUGUUGCCAUUGGCCUUGUUCUUCUGGCGUUUAUCAUCUGUACACUGCGCCUCACUAUUCGCUUAGGAAGACGUACUGCCAGCUAUGAGGACGGCUUCAUCGUAGUUGCCAUGUUGUUCGCGAUUCUGGAAAGCGCUGUUGCAUGCUUGGCGGCUGCCAAUGGCUACGGUGCUAUCAUGUCCACCCUUACUGAUGAACAGCUUGCGAAGGCGCUCAUGUGGUUCUGGUGGGCCCAAGUACUGUACAAACUCACCAUCUGGCCUACCAAGCUGUCCAUCCUCUUUCUUUACCUCCGUGUCUUUGGUGACACGCCUAACGUCACGGCUUUCGGUGUAAACUUCCGCAAGUCUGUGUACGCAUUGAUGGCCUUUUCCGCGGUCUUCUGUAUUGUCACACUCAUCGUCAAUGUCCUCUCGUGUAUCCCCGUCAGCCACUACUGGGACAAGAACUCUCCAGGUCACUGUGGCGUGGAUCCUUUCAGCUGGUGGUUGGCACAAUCUUUGCUCAACACUAUUUCCGACCUCAUCAUCCUCAUCUUGCCAAUGCCGUUGGUCAAGAACUUACUCCAGAUUCCUGCCCGUCAGAAAUUCGGUCUUUGCUUGGUCUUUUCACUUGGUGGCUUUGUGGUCAUCGUCACUAUCAUGCGCAUCACAACCUUCAAGACAGGAGGUCUCGGCGACGACACUACUUAUGACGGUGCUGUCACUCUCUGUUGGACCAUAGUCGAAACCAACGUCGCCAUCAUCUGUGCCUGUCUGCCAUUGCUCCGCCCUUUCAUCGCCCGUAUGAUUCCUGGAUUUUGUGGUGGCUCUGGCCUGCGCAGCAAUAGCUAUCCUAUGGCUCAGCCUACCACUUCAGAUGAGUCUCCCAGGUACAAACCUCGCAGUAGCCAUAUGCCCGAAAGAAUGCGCCCUCGUUCUUGGGUCGGCAUUGAGACUGUCAUUGGUCAAGGCGAUGGGCAGACUGCAUCGACUGGUAUUCACAAGCAGAUGGAAGUGGAUAUCACUACUGAGGCUAUUCACCAAAGAAGUCGGGCACAGACAUGCUUGUCUGAGAACGAGCUUGUGAAGAAGCAGGUACCAGAAACAUUCUAUUGA
Messenger RNA from Aureobasidium melanogenum CBS 110374, 1221 nucleotides. RefSeq lists its product as uncharacterized. Lineage: Eukaryota; Fungi; Ascomycota; Dothideomycetes; Dothideales; Saccotheciaceae. The record is from RefSeq and is a predicted model, not a curated record. The transcript is spliced from 8 exons. The coding region runs from base 1 to 1221 and encodes 406 amino acids.